Messenger RNA from Aspergillus niger, 1596 nucleotides. RefSeq lists its product as uncharacterized. The record is from RefSeq and is a predicted model, not a curated record. Gene Ontology annotation, molecular function: zinc ion binding; DNA-binding transcription factor activity, RNA polymerase II-specific. Gene Ontology annotation, biological process: regulation of DNA-templated transcription. The coding region runs from base 1 to 1596 and encodes 531 amino acids. Lineage: Eukaryota; Fungi; Ascomycota; Eurotiomycetes; Eurotiales; Aspergillaceae. The transcript is spliced from 3 exons.
AUGGAUGCCGCACCUGUCGGUCAGUCCCGCCAUAUCAAAUGUGAUGAAACCCCAAAUGCAUGCCGCAACUGCACCUCCACUGGGCGCAAAUGUGACGGGUACACCCAAUAUCGAUUACCCUUUCGUAAGGCGACACUACCAGUCUCCAAACCAUCCAGGAGCCUCAUCGUCUGUCUGCCCGGACUAGAUUCCGAUGAGCGUCGAUGUCUGCAGUUCUUCGAGCACAACACCAUCCCCAUGCUAGUGGGGUAUGCCGACUCGGAAGUAUGGCAGCGUCUCGUGCUACAAAUGUGUCACAGAGAACCCGCCGUCUGCCACGCAGUAGUCGCGCUCAGCGCCUUUCACGAAAACUACGAGCGGAGCAGCAUGAACAUGGAACCAAAACCCGAUCACCGCCACCACCACUACGCCCUGGAACAAUACAACCGUUCCAUGGCGAUGCUGCGCCGGCGCAUCCAGUCCAAUGACCCCCAAGUCCGCAGCAUCACGCUCAUGUGCUGCGUUGUGUUCGUAAUCCUUGAACUCCUCGAGGGGGACUACACCAAUGCCUUCGCCCAUCUACACCAAGGCCUCAACAUCCUGAAAACCCAAUCAACUCACCACGCACUAACCACCGAGCGUAUCCUCGCCAAAGCCUUCCUUCAGCUCAACACCCCCCGAGCCUACUGGAACGGCCCCGACGUCGUCGUAACCGGCCACCCUCCCAAGGGUAGCGUAUCCGAAGUAGCCUACUCAAAAACACCAAUCCACAGCAUCGCCGAAGCAAAAGAGCGUCUACGAGUCCUCAUGAACAACAUCUUCCACCUCCAAUCCCUCUGCAACCUCUUCUUCCGCGGCGAACCAGAAGACCCAACCUCCACCACCCCUCUAACCCUCUCCGCCAAACAAACCACCCUCCACCACGACCUAACAGACUUCGCCCUGGACCUCAAAUCAUUCAUCUCCUCCCAUAAAUCCAACACUGCCUGGACGUUACGAGAAACCCGCAGCGUGGACGUCAUCCUCACACACGUAGCAACCCUAACCAGCAUGCUGGGCUGUUCCCUCGACACAACGGAACUAGGCUACGACGACUUCCUACCCGAAUUCAAGCGCAUCAACGAACUCUGCGAGCGAAUCACCACCAGCUUCGUGACCGAGUACGGGAGUUACGAGAACCUCCCCACCAUGGUCACUGACGUCGGGGUCUUGCCGUCGCUGUUCUGGUGCUGUGUGAGGUGUCGGGAUGCAGAGACGAGAGAGCGAGCGCUUCAGUUGCUGAAGAUGUGGCCGCAUCGAGAGGGGUUUUAUGACUCGUAUUUGAUUCUGGGGAUUUGUCGGGGGCUGAUGGAUAUUGAGGAGGAGGGGAGGGAUGGCGAGGGGUUUAUUCCGAGGGAGGCUCGUGUGCAUACGCACACGGUUGAGGUUGCGGAGGAUCGGAGGAGUAUGGUUAUUAGGUAUGUGUUGGCUGGUGCUGGUGGUGGCGAGCAGGAGAGGGUGGUGGUGCUGGAAUAUAAUAGUAUUACUCUAUUAGUGAACGGAAAAGAGAAUGAAGGAGGACAGGCAGCUCUCCUGGGAAAGGUUUCGGGAAUGAUGUCUAUUUGUACCUCCUAUUAA